AUGUCUACCUUCGCAAUCGCGUCUCUGCGACCAAUUCCGGCGCGAUGUCUGCACACAACCAAGGGGCUGCUAUCCGUCCAUGUCGCAUCUCCAAGCUCCAGCGCCCAUCUUCGCAUGGUCAUUUCCCUUCCGCCGCGGUGGCAGAGACACCAGUCAACAAGCGCAUUGGAUGGCGUGCAAAAGAAUUCAGCUCAUAACAAGCCACAAAAAGUGACGUUUCGUCAGUUUGCAGGGCGUGCCCUCGGUGCUGGAUUGAAGAAUCUCGCGUUUGCUCUAAGCCCCAGAGGUAUCAAACAGGCGUACAAGGACUCGCCCGGAUCGACCUCCUUUGCUGUCGUCUUACUUCUCAUCACUCUCGGUAUCAGCGCCGUCGCUCUGAGAAGCUUCUACGCCCACUUCUAUAACAACAAAUUGAGCAAAUAUCCCGAGCCCGUUGCCAACACUCUCAGACGAGCGAUUUAUUACAGCAAUUAUGCGCCCGAUCCCGAACUGGCCCUUAAAUUUUAUAAGAAGGCAAUGCAGCAAUGCGCCGAGAUUGGGCUGGACCCGUUCUCGGACGAGGUACUCGGUAUCCGUAUCCAAGUAUCUGCCUGGCUCCAGCAACUCGAAAACUACACAUCAAGCGGCGAGGUACUGGAAUCGAUACUGGCCGACUGCCAAAAUUGGAUCGGUGUGAUGGAGAAGUCUGUAGAAGACGGCCAGGUGGACAAAGGCGGCUAUUACGUGGACUCGUCCAAUUUGGCUGAUGCCAAAGACCUCACUGGGAGGGAUUCCAAGCUGCCUACAAACAGUGAAAAGGGUACCAAGGGUGAGGAAUCGGAAGCUCCGCAUGAAACGCUUUGGCGCAAACGAGAGCGACUUCUUGCUACGGCUGUCAAAACUGCUGUCGCGCUGGGCGAGCUGUACGCAGAUGAACACGUCCUAAAGCCAGAGAAGGCGACUGAGCAUUUCGUCUGGGCCGUUGAAACGACACUCAAGGAGUUUAAUCGUCGUCGAACUGAAGGAAAAAAGCCUGGCGAGGAGUCCUGGCUCACUCCAACUGAAGUUGGCGGCGCAAUGGAAUCUCUGGGACGAGACUACGAGCGCAAGUCACAAUUUCACCUGGCUAUCCCGUUAUUCUUUCAAGCGCUGCGCCUGUGCGAGGUUCCGUGUCAUCGCGCUGUCGUCAUGAACAACCUGGCAGCGUCGUUUGCCCAGAUUCCCGCGUCAUUUCUUUCAAGUUCUCUAUCUGAGGGGCUCAAGGAUCUCGAAAGCGCCGAAAUGCCUAAAACUCGAUCGGAAAGCCUUGCGGCCGCUGAAAAUUGGGCAAAGAACGCGUACAUGCACGGCAAUGAUGUCAAACGCGACGAGCGGACACCAGAGUGCGAUGAAGCGUGCGCCGUGGCCCUAUGCAACUGGGCCGACGUGGCUGCUAUGCUUGGAAAGACUACUCUGGCUAGACAAAAGUAUGAACAGUGCAUCGAACUAAGCAACAAGCUCAAAUUUGCAGACGGGGCUAAGCAGGCGGCGGAUGGUCUGAAGAAGCUCAACAAGGGUUCCAACUAA
Molecule: messenger RNA, 1545 nt
Organism: Cordyceps fumosorosea ARSEF 2679
Lineage: Eukaryota; Fungi; Ascomycota; Sordariomycetes; Hypocreales; Cordycipitaceae
Product: TPR domain-containing protein
Exons: 2
Coding region: 1-1545 (514 amino acids)
Biological process (GO): protein quality control for misfolded or incompletely synthesized proteins
Cellular component (GO): i-AAA complex
Molecular function (GO): misfolded protein binding
Source: RefSeq, a predicted model, not a curated record